AUGCCCACGCCGCCGCCGCUCCGCGUGGCGGCGCUGCUGCUCUGCUACCUCUACCUCUCCCUCGGCCCCCGCCUGGCCUCCUCGGAGCCGGACGCCGACAAGGCGGCGCUACUGGCGUUCCUCUCAAGCGUGGGCCGGGGCGCCACCGCGCGCGCGCGCAUCAACUGGCCCACCACCCCGCUCGCCUGCUCCGCCCCCGGCGGCUGGACGGGGGUCACCUGCAGCGCGGACGGCGCCCGCGUCGUGGCGCUGCACCUCCCGGGUCUCGGCCUCUCGGGCGCGGUCCCGCCAGGCACGCUGGGCCGCCUCACCGCGCUGCAGCUGCUCAGCCUGCGCUCCAACCACCUCUCCGGCCCGUUCCCCGCCGACCUCCUCCGCCUCCCCGCGCUCGCGGGGCUCCAUCUCCACCGCAACGCCUUCUCCGGCGCGCUCCCGCGGGACCUCGCGGGACUCGCGGCCCUCCAGGUGCUCGACCUCUCCUUCAACGGCUUCGACGGCGGCAUCCCGCCCGAGCUCGCUAACCUCACCAACCUCGUCGCGCUCAACCUCUCCAACAACUCGCUCUCCGGCCGCGUACCGGAACUCGGCCUCCCCGCGCUCCGGUUCCUCAACCUCUCCAACAACCGCCUCGACGGGCCCGUGCCGGCGUCACUCCUCCGGUUCGCGGACGCCUCUUUCGCCGGCAACAACCUGACGCGCCCGGCCCAGGCGCCGCCGGUUGUUCUCCCUCCUCCGACUUCUGGCCUCGCCCCCUCGCCUCCCGCCGCCUCGAGGAGGCGGGUCAGGCUCAGCGAGGCCGCCAUCCUCGCCAUUGCCGUCGGCGGCUGCGUCCUCGGGUUCGCCGUCGCCGCGGUGCUGCUCCUGGGCUUCUGCAAUAGGGACGGCCGUGAUGACGAGACAGGGAGCGACGGCGUGGUUGUCGGGAAGGGCGGGGAGAAGAAGGGGAGGGAGUCGCCGGAGUCCAAGGCCGUCAUUGGCAAGGCCGGGGACGGCAACCGGAUGGUCUUCUUCGAGGGCCCGUCGCUGGCGUUCGACCUGGAGGACCUGCUCCGCGCCUCCGCCGAGGUCCUUGGCAAGGGCGCCUUCGGGACGGCGUACCGGGCCGUGCUGGAGGACGCCACCACGGUCGUCGUCAAGAGGCUCAAGGAGGUGAACGCCGGCCGCCGCGACUUCGAGCAGCAGAUGGAGCUGGUUGGCCGGAUUCGACAUGACAACGUCGUCGAGCUCCGCGCCUACUACUACUCCAAGGACGAGAAGCUGCUUGUGUACGAUUACUACAGCAGGGGAAGUGUAUCCAACAUGCUCCAUGGGAGGAGAGGAGAGGACAGAACACCAUUGGACUGGGAAACCAGGUUAAAGAUUGCCCUGGGAGCAGCAAGAGGAGUUGCACACAUUCACACCGAGAACAACGGGAGAUUUGUUCACGGCAACAUCAAGGCCUCCAAUGUGUUCAUCAACAAGCACGAAUACGGCUGCAUCUCGGACCUCGGCCUGGCAUCACUGAUGAACCCGAUCACCGCAAGGUCACGUUCUCUUGGGUACUGUGCACCGGAGGUCGCCGACACGAGGAAGGCAUCGCAGUCUUCAGACAUCUACAGCUUUGGCGUCUUCAUACUGGAGCUCCUCACGGGGAAAUCGCCUGUCCAGAUAACCGGCGGCGGCAACGAGGUGGUCCACCUGGUGAGGUGGGUGCAGUCGGUGGUCCGGGAGGAGUGGACUGCCGAGGUGUUCGACGGUGAGCUGCUGCGGUACCCCAACAUCGAGGAAGAGAUGGUGGAGAUGCUCCAGAUCGCGAUGGCGUGCGUGUCGAGGACCCCCGAGCGGCGGCCCAAGAUGACGGACGUGGUGAGGACGAUCGAGGAGGUGCGGCGCAGCGACACUGGGACGCGGCCGUCCACCGAGGCCUCCACUCCGGCUGCCAUUGAAGCAGCCCAGAACCGGGCGGAGAGCUCAUCGGCGGCGCAGGAACGCUGA
Molecule: messenger RNA, 1974 nt
Organism: Miscanthus lutarioriparius
Lineage: Eukaryota; Viridiplantae; Streptophyta; Magnoliopsida; Poales; Poaceae
Source: the annotation of a GenBank genome assembly